Messenger RNA from Caenorhabditis angaria, 7218 nucleotides. NCBI's taxonomy places the organism in Eukaryota, Metazoa, Nematoda, Chromadorea, Rhabditida, Rhabditidae. The record is from the annotation of a GenBank genome assembly.
CUGGGUGGUUAUUCGAGUCGAUUCGAUCCGAUUCGAGUCGAUUCGAGUCGAUUCGAGUCGAUUCGAGUCGAUUCGAGCCGAUUCGAGCCGAUUCGAGUCGAUUCGAGCCGAUUCGAAUCGAUUCGAAUCGAUUCGAAUCGAUUCGAAUCGAUUCGAGGCAUUUUUUUAAUUUUUCUGGGUGGUUAUUCGAGUCUGGGUGGUUAUUCGAGUCGAUUCGAUCCGAUUCGAGUCGAUUCGAGUCGAUUCGAGUCGAUUCGAGCCGAUUCGAGUCGAUUCGAGCCGAUUCGAGUCCGAUUCGAGUCGAUUCGAGUCGAUUCGAGCCGAUUCGAGCCGAUUCGAGUCGAUUCGAGCCGAUUCGAAUCGAUUCGAAUCGAUUCGAAUCGAUUCGAAUCGAUUCGAAUCGAUUCGAGGCAUUUUUUUAAUUUUUCUGGGUGGUUAUUCGAGUCUGGGUGGUUAUUCGAGUCGAUUCGAUCCGAUUCGAGUCGAUUCGAGUCGAUUCGAGUCGAUUCGAGUCGAUUCGAGCCGAUUCGAGCCGAUUCGAGUCGAUUCGAGCCGAUUCGAAUCGAUUCGAAUCGAUUCGAAUCGAUUCGAAUCGAUUCGAGGCAUUUUUUUAAUUUUUCUGGGUGGUUAUUCGAGUCUGGGUGGUUAUUCGAGUCGAUUCGAUCCGAUUCGAGUCGAUUCGAGUCGAUUCGAGUCGAUUCGAGUCGAUUCGAGCCGAUUCGAGCCGAUUCGAGUCGAUUCGAGCCGAUUCGAAUCGAUUCGAAUCGAUUCGAAUCGAUUCGAAUCGAUUCGAGGCAUUUUUUUAAUUUUUCUGGGUGGUUAUUCGAGUCUGGGUGGUUAUUCGAGUCGAUUCGAUCCGAUUCGAGUCGAUUCGAGUCGAUUCGAGUCGAUUCGAGUCGAUUCGAGUCGAUUCGAGCCGAUUCGAGUCGAUUCGAGUCGAUUCGAGUCGAUUCGAGCCGAUUCGAGCCGAUUCGAGUCGAUUCGAGCCGAUUCGAAUCGAUUCGAAUCGAUUCGAAUCGAUUCGAAUCGAUUCGAAUCGAUUCGAGGCAUUUUUUUUUAAUUUUUCUGGGUGGUUAUUCGAGUCUGGGUGGUUAUUCGAGUCGAUUCGAUCCGAUUCGAGUCGAUUCGAGUCGAUUCGAGUCGAUUCGAGUCGAUUCGAGCCGAUUCGAGCCGAUUCGAGUCGAUUCGAGCCGAUUCGAAUCGAUUCGAAUCGAUUCGAAUCGAUUCGAAUCGAUUCGAGGCAUUUUUUUAAUUUUUCUGGGUGGUUAUUCGAGUCUGGGUGGUUAUUCGAGUCGAUUCGAUCCGAUUCGAGUCGAUUCGAGUCGAUUCGAGUCGAUUCGAGUCGAUUCGAGCCGAUUCGAGCCGAUUCGAGUCGAUUCGAGCCGAUUCGAAUCGAUUCGAAUCGAUUCGAAUCGAUUCGAAUCGAUUCGAGGCAUUUUUUUAAUUUUUCUGGGUGGUUAUUCGAGUCUGGGUGGUUAUUCGAGUCGAUUCGAUCCGAUUCGAGUCGAUUCGAGUCGAUUCGAGUCGAUUCGAGUCGAUUCGAGCCGAUUCGAGCCGAUUCGAGUCGAUUCGAGCCGAUUCGAAUCGAUUCGAAUCGAUUCGAAUCGAUUCGAAUCGAUUCGAAUCGAUUCGAGGCAUUUUUUUAAUUUUUCUGGGUGGUUAUUCGAGUCUGGGUGGUUAUUCGAGUCGAUUCGAUCCGAUUCGAGUCGAUUCGAGUCGAUUCGAGUCGAUUCGAGUCGAUUCGAGCCGAUUCGAGCCGAUUCGAGUCGAUUCGAGCCGAUUCGAAUCGAUUCGAAUCGAUUCGAAUCGAUUCGAAUCGAUUCGAGGCAUUUUUUUAAUUUUUCUGGGUGGUUAUUCGAGUCUGGGUGGUUAUUCGAGUCGAUUCGAUCCGAUUCGAGUCGAUUCGAGUCGAUUCGAGUCGAUUCGAGUCGAUUCGAGCCGAUUCGAGCCGAUUCGAGUCGAUUCGAGCCGAUUCGAAUCGAUUCGAAUCGAUUCGAAUCGAUUCGAUCGAUUCGAAUCGAUUCGAAUCGAUUCGAAUCGAUUCGAAUCGAUUCGAGGCAUUUUUUUAAUUUUUCUGGGUGGUUAUUCGAGUCUGGGUGGUUAUUCGAGUCGAUUCGAUCCGAUUCGAGUCGAUUCGAGUCGAUUCGAGUCGAUUCGAGUCGAUUCGAGCCGAUUCGAGCCGAUUCGAGUCGAUUCGAGCCGAUUCGAAUCGAUUCGAAUCGAUUCGAAUCGAUUCGAAUCGAUUCGAGGCAUUUUUUUAAUUUUUCUGGGUGGUUAUUCGAGUCUGGGUGGUUAUUCGAGUCGAUUCGAUCCGAUUCGAGUCGAUUCGAGUCGAUUCGAGUCGAUUCGAGUCGAUUCGAGGCAUUUUUUUUUAAUUUUUCUGGGUGGUUAUUCGAGUCUGGGUGGUUAUUCGAGUCGAUUCGAUCCGAUUCGAGUCGAUUCGAGUCGAUUCGAGCCGAUUCGAGCCGAUUCGAGUCGAUUCGAGCCGAUUCGAAUCGAUUCGAAUCGAUUCGAAUCGAUUCGAAUCGAUUCGAGGCAUUUUUUUAAUUUUUCUGGGUGGUUAUUCGAGUCUGGGUGGUUAUUCGAGUCGAUUCGAUCCGAUUCGAGUCGAUUCGAGUCGAUUCGAGUCGAUUCGAGUCGAUUCGAGCCGAUUCGAGCCGAUUCGAGUCGAUUCGAGCCGAUUCGAAUCGAUUCGAAUCGAUUCGAAUCGAUUCGAAUCGAUUCGAGGCAUUUUUUUAAUUUUUCUGGGUGGUUAUUCGAGUCUGGGUGGUUAUUCGAGUCGAUUCGAUCCGAUUCGAGUCGAUUCGAGUCGAUUCGAGUCGAUUCGAGUCGAUUCGAGCCGAUUCGAGCCGAUUCGAGUCGAUUCGAGCCGAUUCGAAUCGAUUCGAAUCGAUUCGAAUCGAUUCGAAUCGAUUCGAAUCGAUUCGAGGCAUUUUUUUUUAAUUUUUCUGGGUGGUUAUUCGAGUCUGGGUGGUUAUUCGAGUCGAUUCGAUCCGAUUCGAGUCGAUUCGAGUCGAUUCGAGUCGAUUCGAGUCGAUUCGAGCCGAUUCGAGCCGAUUCGAGUCGAUUCGAGCCGAUUCGAAUCGAUUCGAAUCGAUUCGAAUCGAUUCGAAUCGAUUCGAGGCAUUUUUUUAAUUUUUCUGGGUGGUUAUUCGAGUCUGGGUGGUUAUUCGAGUCGAUUCGAUCCGAUUCGAGUCGAUUCGAGUCGAUUCGAGUCGAUUCGAGUCGAUUCGAGCCGAUUCGAGCCGAUUCGAGUCGAUUCGAGCCGAUUCGAAUCGAUUCGAAUCGAUUCGAAUCGAUUCGAAUCGAUUCGAGGCAUUUUUUUAAUUUUUCUGGGUGGUUAUUCGAGUCUGGGUGGUUAUUCGAGUCGAUUCGAUCCGAUUCGAGUCGAUUCGAGUCGAUUCGAGUCGAUUCGAGUCGAUUCGAGCCGAUUCGAGCCGAUUCGAGUCGAUUCGAGCCGAUUCGAAUCGAUUCGAAUCGAUUCGAAUCGAUUCGAAUCGAUUCGAGGCAUUUUUUUAAUUUUUCUGGGUGGUUAUUCGAGUCUGGGUGGUUAUUCGAGUCGAUUCGAUCCGAUUCGAGUCGAUUCGAGUCGAUUCGAGUCGAUUCGAGUCGAUUCGAGCCGAUUCGAGCCGAUUCGAGUCGAUUCGAGCCGAUUCGAGUCGAUUCGAGCCGAUUCGAAUCGAUUCGAAUCGAUUCGAAUCGAUUCGAAUCGAUUCGAGGCAUUUUUUUAAUUUUUCUGGGUGGUUAUUCGAGUCUGGGUGGUUAUUCGAGUCGAUUCGAUCCGAUUCGAGUCGAUUCGAGUCGAUUCGAGUCGAUUCGAGUCGAUUCGAGCCGAUUCGAGCCGAUUCGAGUCGAUUCGAGCCGAUUCGAAUCGAUUCGAAUCGAUUCGAAUCGAUUCGAAUCGAUUCGAGGCAUUUUUUUUAAUUUUUCUGGGUGGUUAUUCGAGUCUGGGUGGUUAUUCGAGUCGAUUCGAUCCGAUUCGAGUCGAUUCGAGUCGAUUCGAGUCGAUUCGAGUCGAUUCGAGCCGAUUCGAGCCGAUUCGAGUCGAUUCGAGCCGAUUCGAAUCGAUUCGAAUCGAUUCGAAUCGAUUCGAAUCGAUUCGAGGCAUUUUUUUAAUUUUUCUGGGUGGUUAUUCGAGUCUGGGUGGUUAUUCGAGUCGAUUCGAUCCGAUUCGAGUCGAUUCGAGUCGAUUCGAGUCGAUUCGAGUCGAUUCGAGCCGAUUCGAGCCGAUUCGAGUCGAUUCGAGCCGAUUCGCCGAUUCGAAUCGAUUCGAAUCGAUUCGAAUCGAUUCGAAUCGAUUCGAGGCAUUUUUUUAAUUUUUCUGGGUGGUUAUUCGAGUCUGGGUGGUUAUUCGAGUCGAUUCGAUCCGAUUCGAGUCGAUUCGAGUCGAUUCGAGUCGAUUCGAGUCGAUUCGAGCCGAUUCGAGCCGAUUCGAGUCGAUUCGAGCCGAUUCGAAUCGAUUCGAAUCGAUUCGAAUCGAUUCGAAUCGAUUCGAGGCAUUUUUUUAAUUUUUCUGGGUGGUUAUUCGAGUCUGGGUGGUUAUUCGAGUCGAUUCGAUCCGAUUCGAGUCGAUUCGAGUCGAUUCGAGUCGAUUCGAGUCGAUUCGAGCCGAUUCGAGCCGAUUCGAGUCGAUUCGAGCCGAUUCGAAUCGAUUCGAAUCGAUUCGAAUCGAUUCGAAUCGAUUCGAGGCAUUUUUUUAAUUUUUCUGGGUGGUUAUUCGAGUCUGGGUGGUUAUUCGAGUCGAUUCGAUCCGAUUCGAGUCGAUUCGAGUCGAUUCGAGUCGAUUCGAGUCGAUUCGAGCCGAUUCGAGCCGAUUCGAGUCGAUUCGAGCCGAUUCGAAUCGAUUCGAAUCGAUUCGAAUCGAUUCGAAUCGAUUCGAGGCAUUUUUUUAAUUUUUCUGGGUGGUUAUUCGAGUCUGGGUGGUUAUUCGAGUCGAUUCGAUCCGAUUCGAGUCGAUUCGAGUCGAUUCGAGUCGAUUCGAGUCGAUUCGAGCCGAUUCGAGCCGAUUCGAGUCGAUUCGAGCCGAUUCGAAUCGAUUCGAAUCGAUUCGAAUCGAUUCGAAUCGAUUCGAGGCAUUUUUUUAAUUUUUCUGGGUGGUUAUUCGAGUCUGGGUGGUUAUUCGAGUCGAUUCGAUCCGAUUCGAGUCGAUUCGAGUCGAUUCGAGUCGAUUCGAGUCGAUUCGAGCCGAUUCGAGCCGAUUCGAGUCGAUUCGAGCCGAUUCGAAUCGAUUCGAAUCGAUUCGAAUCGAUUCGAAUCGAUUCGAGGCAUUUUUUUUUAAUUUUUCUGGGUGGUUAUUCGAGUCUGGGUGGUUAUUCGAGUCGAUUCGAUCCGAUUCGAGUCGAUUCGAGUCGAUUCGAGUCGAUUCGAGUCGAUUCGAGCCGAUUCGAGCCGAUUCGAGUCGAUUCGAGCCGAUUCGAAUCGAUUCGAAUCGAUUCGAAUCGAUUCGAAUCGAUUCGAGGCAUUUUUUUUUAAUUUUUCUGGGUGGUUAUUCGAGUCUGGGUGGUUAUUCGAGUCGAUUCGAUCCGAUUCGAGUCGAUUCGAGUCGAUUCGAGUCGAUUCGAGUCGAUUCGAGCCGAUUCGAGCCGAUUCGAGUCGAUUCGAGCCGAUUCGAAUCGAUUCGAAUCGAUUCGAGGCAUUUUUUUUUAAUUUUUCUGGGUGGUUAUUCGAGUCUGGGUGGUUAUUCGAGUCGAUUCGAUCCGAUUCGAGUCGAUUCGAGUCGAUUCGAGUCGAUUCGAGUCGAUUCGAGCCGAUUCGAGCCGAUUCGAGUCGAUUCGAGCCGAUUCGAAUCGAUUCGAAUCGAUUCGAAUCGAUUCGAAUCGAUUCGAGGCAUUUUUUUUAAUUUUUCUGGGUGGUUAUUCGAGUCUGGGUGGUUAUUCGAGUCGAUUCGAUCCGAUUCGAGUCGAUUCGAGUCGAUUCGAGUCGAUUCGAGUCGAUUCGAGCCGAUUCGAGCCGAUUCGAGUCGAUUCGAGCCGAUUCGAAUCGAUUCGAAUCGAUUCGAAUCGAUUCGAAUCGAUUCGAGGCAUUUUUAAUUUUUCUGGGUGGUUAUUCGAGUCUGGGUGGUUAUUCGAGUCGAUUCGAUCCGAUUCGAGUCGAUUCGAGUCGAUUCGAGUCGAUUCGAGUCGAUUCGAGCCGAUUCGAGCCGAUUCGAGUCGAUUCGAGCCGAUUCGAAUCGAUUCGAAUCGAUUCGAAUCGAUUCGAAUCGAUUCGAGGCAUUUUUUUAAUUUUUCUGGGUGGUUAUUCGAGUCUGGGUGGUUAUUCGAGUCGAUUCGAUCCGAUUCGAGUCGAUUCGAGUCGAUUCGAGUCGAUUCGAGUCGAUUCGAGCCGAUUCGAGCCGAUUCGAGUCGAUUCGAGCCGAUUCGAAUCGAUUCGAAUCGAUUCGAAUCGAUUCGAAUCGAUUCGAGGCAUUUUUUAAUUUUUCUGGGUGGUUAUUCGAGUCUGGGUGGUUAUUCGAGUCGAUUCGAUCCGAUUCGAGUCGAUUCGAGUCGAUUCGAGUCGAUUCGAGUCGAUUCGAGCCGAUUCGAGCCGAUUCGAGUCGAUUCGAGCCGAUUCGAAUCGAUUCGAAUCGAUUCGAAUCGAUUCGAAUCGAUUCGAGGCAUUUUUUUAAUUUUUCUGGGUGGUUAUUCGAGUCUGGGUGGUUAUUCGAGUCGAUUCGAUCCGAUUCGAGUCGAUUCGAGUCGAUUCGAGUCGAUUCGAGUCGAUUCGAGCCGAUUCGAGCCGAUUCGAGUCGAUUCGAGCCGAUUCGAAUCGAUUCGAAUCGAUUCGAAUCGAUUCGAAUCGAUUCGAGGCAUUUUUUUAAUUUUUCUGGGUGGUUAUUCGAGUCUGGGUGGUUAUUCGAGUCGAUUCGAUCCGAUUCGAGUCGAUUCGAGUCGAUUCGAGUCGAUUCGAGUCGAUUCGAGCCGAUUCGAGCCGAUUCGAGUCGAUUCGAGCCGAUUCGAAUCGAUUCGAAUCGAUUCGAUUCGAAUCGACUCGAAUCGAUUCGAAUCGAUUCGAAUCGAUUCGAGGCAUUUUUUUUUAUUUUUCUGGGUGGUUAUUCGAGUCUGGGUGGUUAUUCGAGUCGAUUCGAUCCGAUUCGAGUCGAUUCGAGUCGAUUCGAGUCGAUUCGAGUCGAUUCGAGCCGAUUCGAGCCGAUUCGAGUCGAUUCGAGCCGAUUCGAAUCGAUUCGAAUCGAUUCGAAUCGAUUCGAAUCGAUUCGAAUCGAUUCGAGGCAUUUUUUUUUAA